AUGAUCCGAGGUGCUGCGCGCGGACUGUUCCAGAGCGCGCGACAAGUGCGACGAGCGGCUGCCAAGCAGAAUCGAAAGCACAAUAGAAAACAAACUGCAGGUGAACGUCCUGGAGAAACAAGGAGGACUGUGUGCGACUUGGCGCGGGAGGAAAGCGUCAUCACCAACCAACAGAAGCAGACAUUCGGUCGGACGCGAUACACCGAAGCUAUGCCAAGAAUAUUGUCGGUGGGCGCCGUGGGGAUGCUGGACAUCGGAGCGAUUGACGCUCUCAACAUCCUGCUCCAAGACCUAGCCGAAGACGACGACGAUGGACGAUAA
Phytophthora infestans T30-4 is the source of this 321-nucleotide messenger RNA. RefSeq lists its product as uncharacterized. Bases 1 to 321 code for a protein of 106 amino acids. The record is from RefSeq and is a predicted model, not a curated record. The transcript has 2 exons. Lineage: Eukaryota; Oomycota; Peronosporomycetes; Peronosporales; Peronosporaceae.